AUGGAAGUGGGCCAGGAACUCUCCCACAUGGACCGCCUCACCCAGACCCAGAACAGUAUCGACGGCCUCGUCCGCAUCAUGUACUCUUCCCUCAGCUACCUCUCGCGCAAGGCCAACUUCCGCCAGAUCAACCCAAACUUCCCCGUCACCCAGUCCAUCCCGGGCGCAGACCCCGACGACGUCUUCCAGGCCAACCGCAAAGAGCUCGUGUCCGACUUUCUGCGCAAGGCCAAGCAGCUCGAGUUCCUCAUCGACGCCCUCCCCUCGUCGGCUCCCGCACCGACCGCCGCCGCCGAGGGCACCCGGGACGACGACGACGACUUUCGCCAGCUCGAGGACGAGAUGCAGCAGGUCAACAAGGAGUACCUCGAGGCGCUCGGCCAAGCUGAGUCUCUCCACGCUCAGCUGCAGACGAGCCUGCACGGCGUCCUCGAGUCGCGCAGCUCGGCGCCCUCGACCGCCGCACCAACCGCCGCAGCUUCGCCCGCACCACCUCGUCCAGCAGCCUGA
Rhodotorula graminis WP1 is the source of this 510-nucleotide messenger RNA. RefSeq lists its product as uncharacterized. Gene Ontology annotation, molecular function: transcription coregulator activity. Gene Ontology annotation, biological process: regulation of transcription by RNA polymerase II. The record is from RefSeq and is a predicted model, not a curated record. The coding region runs from base 1 to 510 and encodes 169 amino acids. The transcript is spliced from 5 exons. Lineage: Eukaryota; Fungi; Basidiomycota; Microbotryomycetes; Sporidiobolales; Sporidiobolaceae. Gene Ontology annotation, cellular component: mediator complex.